CCGAACGCGGGACGGCUCCCGGGAGCGGCGAUGAUCCUGGAGGAGAAGCCGGAAGGCCCCGGCGCCGGCGAAGACGUCGGCCGGCUGCAGGCGGCCGGCAGCGGCGGCCAGGGCCAUGAGUCCCCUGCGCAGACGCGGCGCAGCCGGCUGCAGAGCUGCGGGGCCCGGAUCCGGCAGCAGAUGGAGAAGGAGCUACAGAUGCGCGCGGGCGCCGAGAACCUCUACCGAGCCACCAGCAACAGCCAGGUCAGGGAGACGGUGGCCCUGGAGCUCAGCCGCGUCAACUCCAGCCUGCAGCUGCUGCAGGAGGAGCUGCAGGAGCUCGGCAGCCCCGAAGAGGCCCAGCCCAGCAGUGAUGGCGUCACUGCCCCCAUGAUCCCCCUGGGCCUGAAGGAGACCAAGGAACUGGACUGGGCUACACCCCUGCAGGAGCUGAUCUCUGCGCAUUUUGGAGAGGAUGGGGCUUCCUACGAGGCCGAGAUCAGGGAGCUGGAGGGCUUGCGGCAGGCCAUGCGGACCCCCAGCCGGGACGAGGCCGGCCUGGAGCUGCUCGCGGCCUACUACAACCAGCUCUGCUUCCUGGACGCCCGCUUCUCCGCGCCGGCCCGGAGCCUGGGGCCGGUCUUCCACUGGUACGACGCGCUCACGGGGCUCCCUGCGCAGCAGCGGGCGCUGGCCUUCGAGAAGGGCAGCGUGCUGUUCAACCUGGGCGCCCUGCACUCGCAGAUCGCCGCCCGGCAGGACCGCCGCUGCGCCGAGGGCGCCGGCUGGGCCGGCCGGGCCUUCCAGAGCGCGGCUGGCGCCUUCUGCUUCCUGAGCGGGAACUUCUCGCAGGCGCCCAGCCCGGACAUGAGCGCGGCCUCCCUCUGCGCGCUGGAGCGGCUCAUGGCCGCCCAGGCCCAGGAGUGCGCCUUCGAGGGCCUCUCGCUCACCCCCGCGGCCCCCCACGACUGCCUGGCGCAGGAGGCCGCCCAGGUGGCGGCCGAAUACCGGCGCGUGCAGGCGGCCAUGGCCCAGCAGCCGGCCCACAGCUGCUUCCCCACCUCCUGGACUGCGCUGGUGCAGGUCAAGGCCGAGCACUUCCGCGCGCUGGCCCACUACCACGCGGCCGCUGCCCUCUGCGACGGCGCCCGUGAGUGCCCGCCUGCGCCCCGCGCCCCGCGCCCCGCACCCGCGCCUGCAGGCAGAGGCCGGUGCCCGGGCUCACGGCCGCUCUGCCCAGCCGGACCGCCCCCGUCCCGCGAGCAGGUGUUCCCCGCGGAGCCCGAGGAACGCCGGCGGCUGGCCAAGGCCCACCUGAAGCGCGCCAUCCUGGGCCAGGAGGAGGCCCUGCGGCUGCACGCGCUCUGCCGGGUGCUGCGCCAGGUGGACCUGCUGCAGGCGGCCGUAGCCCGCGCCCUGCGGCGCUCGCUGGCCCGCUACUCGCAGCUCGACCGCGAGGACGACUUCUCCGAGGUGGCCGAGGCCCCCGACAUCCAGCCUAAGACCCAGCAGAAGCCAGAGGUCAGGACGCCCAGCCUGGCAGGGGGCAAGGGGACUGACCUCUUCCACCGGCUGGGACCCCUGUCCGUGUUCUCGGCUAGGAACCGGUGGCGGCUGGUGGGGCCCGUGCACCUGACCCGCGGAGAGGACGGAUUCGGCCUCACGCUGCGGGGAGACUCGCCGGUGCUCGUCGCGGCUGUGGCCCCCGGGGGCCGGGCUGCGGCGGCCGGCCUGAAGGAGGGCGACUACAUCGUGUCGGUGAACGGGCAGCCGUGCCGGUGGUGGAAGCACACCGAGGUGGUGGCGCAGCUGAGGGCGGCGGGCGAGGCCGGCGCCAGCCUGCAGGUGGUGUCGCUGCUGCCCGGCCCCACACUGCCUGCCGCGGUGAGCGCGGGCCCAGGGCUGGUCCCCGCCCUCCUUGUCCCCGGAGGGGACCGGCGGCCAGCCCUGCCCCUGAGGAGCCAGCGGCAGCAUGGUGGAGAGCCGGCCCCAGGGCCGCCCAGCCCCCGGCGCCUCCUCGGCUGGAGCCGCACGGCCAAGGGGGGCAAGACCCGAGGCCCCGCCGUGCCCCGUGCUGCCGUGGAGGCUGCGGUGCCCAGCCCUGAGCGCCCGGGGCAGCUGUGACUGGCGCUCUCCCCCCCCCCCCAGGACCACCAUUAAACACCACA
Molecule: messenger RNA, 2150 nt
Organism: Lepus europaeus (European hare)
Lineage: Eukaryota; Metazoa; Chordata; Mammalia; Lagomorpha; Leporidae
Gene: RHPN1
Product: rhophilin Rho GTPase binding protein 1
Biological process (GO): signal transduction; negative regulation of stress fiber assembly
Molecular function (GO): protein binding
Source: RefSeq, a predicted model, not a curated record